AUGGCUAAAGCUGUCUCGGAUUGUCUCAAACGAGUGCUUAUGGUACCACCAAAGUACUUUACUGUUGAGGUAGGUAGUUUACUGUUGAGGUAUUAAAAAUCUUAAAAAUUUAAUUUUUAAAAUAUUUGUAAAAAAGUUUUCGAAAUUUUAAAAUUUUUUAGUAUGCCAUCAAUCCGUGGAUGGGUGGAGUAGUAAACAAGGAACUAGCCCAUAAACAAUGGAAUACCCUCAAGGAAACUAUUGAAAAACAAGGUGUACAAGUAAGACCUUAACUUUUUCUCUAAUUUUUAGCUCGUCCUAGCCUUAACUUUAACCCUAGGUCUCGCUUUAACUUGAUCUACUUUGGCCUUGCCCUGACUUUGCCCUGGUCUUGCUCUGGCCUUGCCCUGGCCUUGCUGUGGCCUUGCCCUGGCCUUGCCCUGGCCUUGCCCUGGCCUUGUCCUGGCCUUGCCCUGGCCUUGCCCUGGCCUUGCCCUUGCCUUGCCCUGGCCUUGCCCUGGCCUUGCCCUGGCCUUGCCCUGGCCUUGCCCUGGCCUUGCCCUGGCCUUGCCCUGGCCUUGCCCUGGCCUUGCCCUGGUCUUGCCCUGGCCUUGCUCUGGCCUUGCCCUGGUCUUGCCCUGUCCUUGUCCUGGCCUUGCCCUGGCUUUGCCCUGGCCUUGCCUUGCCUUCCUUUGCUUUGCCUUACUUAAGUCAAUUUCCCCUAUUCCAGGUCCUAACUCUAGACCCAGCCCAUGGCCUUCCCGACAUGGUAUUUGUAUGUAACAGCGGACUGGUUCACAAAAAUAAUGUCUAUCUCUCAUCGUUUCGUCAUCCACAAAGACAAGGUGAACAGAACCACUACCUAAAAUGGUACCAGGACAAUGGCUACAAUUUGUUUGGUGCAAAUUUCGAACAUUGUUUCGAAGGGGGUGGUGAUGCCGUUUUCAGUGAUUACAACACAUUAUGGGCAGGGUAUGGUGAAAGAAGCAAUAAGGCGGUGUAUGAAUUUGUGAAAAGGAUUGGCAAGUUUGAAAUCGUUUACUGCGAAAUGGUCGAUCCCAAGUUCUAUCAUCUGGAUACAUGUUUUACUCCGGUUGGAGCGGACUCGGCUUUGUACUACCCUGAGGCUUUUAGUGACAAAACUAAUAAUGAUGUGAGUUUCUUUGCAGUUAAAAUUAAAAAAAACAAGUUUUAAAGAAUUAGCGGUUGACAUGUUUUAAGGUUAGGAGUAUCAUGUCUUACAGGUUAGUUAGAGAUUUUAUGCUUAACCUUGUAGGCUUAACAUUAGUAGGCUUAAGUUUAUCAGACUUAAAAAUUUAAGCCUAAAAGUUACACUGCUAGGCUUAGGCUUGUAGGUUUAUAAUUUUAAUAUUAGUUUUUUCAGCGUGGGUUUGUAGGCUUAACCUUCUAGGCUUAAGCUUUUAGGCUUAGGCUUCUAGGCUUCUAGGCUUAGGCUUCUAGGCUUAGGCUUCUCGGCAUAGGUUCCUAAUCUUAGGUUUCUAGGCUUGGGCUUCUAGGCUUAGACUUCUAGGCUUAGCUUCUAGGCUUAGGCUUCUAAGCUUAGGCUUCUCGGCAUAGGCUCCUAAUCUUAGGCUGCUAGGCUUAGGCUUAACCUUCUGGGCUUACACUUCUAGACUCAACCUUCUAGACUUAGGCUUCUAGGUUUAUGCUUCUAGGCUUAACCUUUUAAGCUUGGGCUUCUAGGCUUAGGCUUCUCGGCAUAGGCUCCUAAUCUUAGGCUUCUAGCCUUAGGCUUCUGGGCUUAGACUUCUAGACUCAACCUUCUAGGAUUAGACUUUUAAGCUUAGGCCUCUAGGCUUGGGCAAUUUAAAAAAUUGAAUUUUUCUAAAUUUUUCAAAAUUCCAGAUCAAAACCAGACUGCCAAGAGCCAUUCCAGUAUCUCAAGAAGAAGCUAAAGCUUUCGUCUGUAAUGCAAUUACAGUAAGAAAGACUGUAAUUUCACCAAUUGGAGUCAAAGAAGAAACAAAGAAAGCGUUGAAAGACUUGGGUUAUGAAGUGGCUGAAGUUGACAUGAGCGAGUUUAUGAAGUCUGGCGGAGCUUGUCAAUGCUUGGUCAUGAAGUUGUAG
Molecule: messenger RNA, 2067 nt
Organism: Bursaphelenchus okinawaensis
Lineage: Eukaryota; Metazoa; Nematoda; Chromadorea; Rhabditida; Aphelenchoididae
Source: the annotation of a GenBank genome assembly